AUGCUUAAGAAAUCGAACCUUCUUCGUGGGGGCGGCCUGCCACUACUGAGCUCGACAGCCUCGCCACCUGCCCAUUUCAAUAGGAAAGCCGCUCCAAUUCAUAAACUACACAAACCACACAAAAGCAGAAGCUAUGCAACGACCUCACAGUUCUCUCACCAGAACUACAUCUGGCCCAGCAACCCAAGCUUCAGUCCCUACGACGUCCUGAACAUUCCCCGCGGCGCUCCGUACGAGAAGAGACAAUACUACGACCUUGUUAAGAUCUACCACCCCGAUCGACCCUUCACCAAAGAUCACCCACUAUUUGGAGAAUUGACCGCCGAAGCUCGAAUACAACGCUAUCGAAUCGUGGUGGAUGCACAUGAGAUCCUUUCCGAUCCCACUAGACGAGCUGCCUAUGACCAAACCGGCACCGGAUGGAACCACGCAGUACAGGAUACAGCGGACUGGAACACACACGGGUCAGGUAUAUAUGCCAAUGCUACAUGGGAAGACUGGGAACGGUGGCAUAACCGCCACAACGGUCCGCAGCAGCACGUUGUCGACCAACGCACCUUCACCCGGCUAGUGAUCCUUUUGGUGCUCUUCGGAGGCGCUGUUCAAGCCUCAUGGAUCGGCCAGAUGAAUACUGGGUUUGAGGAUAAAGUGCGUCAGUACAAUGAGGAGUCUGCUCGCUUCCUGCAUGGCCGGAAAGACAACACCAUCAAGCAGAUGGAUUCGAAUGAUGCUCGUGUGCAGGGUUUCCUCAUUCGAAGAGAUCCCACUGGGUCGGGAUUAAAAGAUUCUGAGCAAAAUGUCUAUCAGAAUGAAUUAAAUCCUCUUCGCCGGCCGAAUGAGACCUCCCAGCCUGACAGUCAGAUUAUGUCGGAUCUUGCGCAGCCUGCGGACUCGGUUCAGCCUGAGAUUGCAGAUACCUAA
Messenger RNA from Penicillium antarcticum, 921 nucleotides. Its product is annotated as J domain-containing protein. The transcript has a single exon. NCBI's taxonomy places the organism in Eukaryota, Fungi, Ascomycota, Eurotiomycetes, Eurotiales, Aspergillaceae. The record is from RefSeq and is a predicted model, not a curated record. Bases 1 to 921 code for a protein of 306 amino acids.